Messenger RNA from Ailuropoda melanoleuca (giant panda), 3739 nucleotides. RefSeq names its product mitochondrial transcription termination factor 4 (gene MTERF4). Bases 649 to 1713 code for a protein of 354 amino acids. The transcript has 4 exons. Gene Ontology annotation, biological process: mitochondrial transcription; mitochondrial ribosome assembly; regulation of DNA-templated transcription. NCBI's taxonomy places the organism in Eukaryota, Metazoa, Chordata, Mammalia, Carnivora, Ursidae. Gene Ontology annotation, cellular component: mitochondrion. The record is from RefSeq and is a predicted model, not a curated record. Gene Ontology annotation, molecular function: double-stranded DNA binding.
CCCCUCGUCCAAGCGCGGCUCCGAGACAGCGGUCCGCGGGCCGACGGCGCGGUCGGCUGGGGAGUGAGCCCUGACCCCCAGCCGCGACCUCGCCCGCGGGGCUCGUGACCGGCUCCCGCCGGGGCGGGGGGGGGUCCCACAGGCUUCCUCAGGCUUCGAGUUGAGCAUUAUUUUGAGGUGCAGACAGUUGAGCGUUUUAAGAAGAAAAUUCGAGCGAAAAACGACAAACACAACCACCCUUUUCUUGGACACGGUGCUCGUGCCACGCGAGCGGUUCCGGCGCCGGGCCCGUCGCGGGUACACGCGCGGUGUCAGACUCCGGGGCCCAGGGGCGCGCCGGGGCCGGGAGGGCGCCCCGCUCCCCGCGCUCGUCUCGGGACGAGCCAAGCCGCCGCGGCCGUGCGGCGCGGAUGCGUGGGAAGGGGCUGUGCAUACGAGGCGCUGGCGGAGAGCCCUGGAUGGCGGGACAGCAAGGCGGCCCCGGCCCCGCACCGGGGAAGGGCCGCGGCGGAACGCGCCUCCCGCGCGCUCGCGCUUGCCAAGGGGAGGGCGGAAGUGUGGACCGGCGAGGGCGGAAGCGCCUGCCGGGGGAACGGCGGGACGGCGGACCGCUGAGGGUCCGCUUCCGGCGCCAGAGCUGCUGUAGCCAUGGCGGCGUGUGGCCGGCAGGUCUUCGGCUGGCAUCGCCUGGUCCCCCUCACCUGGUCCCACGUUGCUAGGCAGACCCAUCAUGGAGAACAGAAAAGAACGUCUGCAUCUUUGUUGUGUAAACUGACCACAGCCUCCAAUGGAGGGGGCCUCGAGAACUUAUCCCAUGUGGAAUCCAGAAAGUAUGUGCUGGAACCAGAGUGCAGGACAAGCCUCAUUCCGUGCCCCCUUGAGAAGCAGAGGACUGCUGUGGCUCCAGGGUUCAUAGAGCGAGAGAAGGUCGUCCGUUCCCUCCUGGACAUGGGUUUCAGCGACAUCCACAUUAACGAAUUGCUCUGUCUGUGGCCAAGUAUGCACCCUCAACAGUUGCUGGACAUCAUUUCAGAAUUAAUACUGUUGGGUUUGAACCCAGAGCCUGUGUAUGUGGCCUUGAAGAGAAGUCCUCAGUUGUUGAAAUUGCCUGUAACACACGUGAGGAGGCGCUCUGGUUACCUGCGAAAGCUUGGUCUUGGAGAAGGGAAAUUAAAGACGGUGCUUCUCUGUUGCCCUGAAAUCUUCACCAUGCAUCAGAGGGAUGUUGACAGCAUUGUUGGUGUUCUCAAGGAGAAAUGUCUUUUCACGGUACAACAGGUGACCAGGAUUUUGCACAGAUGCCCCUUUGUUCUUCGGGAGGACCCUGGUGAACUGGAAUACAAAUUCCAGUAUGCCUAUUUUAGGAUGGGGGUUAAACACGCGGACGUGGUGCGGACCGACUUCCUACAGUACUCCAUAACCAAGAUCAAGCAGAGACAUGUGUUCCUUGAGCGCCUAGGACGGUACCAAACCCCCGAUAAGAAGGGUCAGACACAGGUUCCCAAUCCUUUACUUAAGGACAUUCUCAGAGUCUCAGAAGCUGAGUUUCUGGCCAGGACAGCCUGUUCUUCUGCUGAGGAGUUUGAAGUUUUUAAGAAGCUCCUUGCUCGGGAGGAGGAAGAGGGGUCUGCGAGCCACAUGCCUGACAACAAAAGCUUAAGUCUGGACGAGGAGGAGGACGAGGAGGAGGACGAGGAGGAGGACGAGGAGUGACGGAAGGACUGGCUUGAAGAGCCCACAGAUAUCAAAGAAUAUUAUGAUUUUCUCGAAGCUUUUGAGAGCUUCGCUUGGAUCUUCUUAGGUUAUUUUUCCUUCUAAAACUGGUCGUCUGAUGAAGCAUUAUUAUAAAUCACCUGAGAGGGGGUCAGACUAAAUAGGAGCUGUGUUAGUUUGCUCCAUUGUCAGGUCUCCUUGGGGAGGGCCCUCUUCUCUCCUGCUUGGAAGACAGACUCUGAGCUGUUGAAAUCAGGGGACUCAGUACCUCAGCAUGAGGUUUUGUUUUCUCUCUGUUGAUAUGUGAUAACUCCAUGACAGUGUGGGGGGUGGGGUUCCUUCCUCUGGUUCGAGAGUCAUUUUACAUUUCCUUGUAAUGAUAAAGAUAAAAUUAUGAGCAGACAGUGCGGUUUUAGCUCAUCACAGCACUUUAUUUUAUGAAAACAAGUAGCGGGUUUUCCACAAAAACACUCGUGUGUUCAGUCCACAAAUACUGCUUCAUCACUGUGUUCAGUGGGCAGCGUGGUCGAGGAAGGCGCUUAGUCACGGUUUCGUUUGGCACAGCUCCUUAAUGCCAGCCGAGUGCCGGACUCCUUUUCUCUCUCUCUCUGAGCAGCGGGCCCUGGCUCUGACCUUCCAGGGAGGUUUGCUUUCACGCCAGCUCCUGGCCCGCAGACCGUCAGCAGCUCCGCAGUCUCCGGCGGCCAGCGAGCGCUGUCCUGGUGUGCGCCAGAGCAGGAGGGGGUGUGGGCGGUGCCGUCCGGUCACCUCCCCGUCACCCAGCUCAUAGCUGGGGCUUCCGGGACCCGAGGAGAAGAGCCUUCGCACAGGGUCUUGGAGCGGGGCGGGUCUAGUGUCAUCCAGGGAGCUCCCAGGACACCAUGGUGCUGGGAGUCCCCUUGGGGAACUUGGGGGGCCUGAGGGGUGAUUUAGAGUCUGUCGGGGGGUGGAAUUUGGUGUUCGUCAUCUCUGAGGUAGAGGCCCAGCCCCCACGGCCUGGGCUCUGUGAGGGAGGACUGGUGUACCCCAGGACGUCCUGCACAUCCCGUCCCUGGGGGGAGCUGGCACAUCGUUGAUGAUACAGAAAACAUUUUGGUGAUGUGACCAAAAUCCAGGUCUUGGCAGCAUUUUAGCUACUAGGUAAAACUGCAGAGACCGUGUCAAAAUCCUGUCGGGCCGCAGUUCUGAUCGGGAGUGAUCUUGCACCCAGGGGACACCCAGCAACAUCUGAGGACAAUUUUGGUUGUGAGGACCGGGGGAGGGUGCCUUUGGGAUGCAGCGGCUGGAGGCUGGGCUGCCGUGAACCAUCCCGCGGUGCGCAGGCGGCCUCAAACAGAAUCGAGCCUGCAGUGUCAGCAGUGCGCUCGGUCCGGCGGAAUGCAGCUGUAGCGAUUCGUGGCAACGCCGGAGUGGAAGCAGGCUUACAUUUCUUAUAUUUCUUUUAUUUAAAAGAAAGUAAAGAGCUGAGUUUUUAAGUUCCUUUCCUGCAUGAGCUGGAACACUGCUGGUGGAUUCGAGCUGUGUUUACUGUGGGGACUCAGCACUGACGUGUAGAUGCUUUUGUUUUCUUCUGGGCUCAUGUUCGAGCGGGACGGCAGAGAGAAAGACAAGUAGCUCGUGAGUCCCUGUGCAUCGGAGUGAGAUGUCGUGGCCAUAGGCGGCCAGCUGGAGGAGUCCCGGCUGUGGGGUUUGCUGGCCAAAGAGUGGUGGGGUUAGUGCCGGCCUCCUCAGCCGCCUCUGUGGCAGCCCACGUGCAAUGGGAAGGAAAGUUUUGUCUCCACUGGUUUUCUUGGCCAUGCGCAAAAUUAUUGAAAACGAAGGCAUUUCAUUCUGCCACUCUUUUCACUUAGUCUCCCAUGUGGUGGUGUCCCAAGUGACUGGCACUUUCCCUGGAACCUCAGAUAGGUUCUUGCGUCCAGUCGGGGGACUAAGGAGAAUUAUAAAUUUGCAUGAUUAGAAUGGCUGAUUUAGCAACUUAUGAUUGCCCCUUUCAUUUCGAUAUAGAAAUAAAUUUUUAUGCACCUGA